UAACCUCAAAACCAACCAUGGCUUUGUCGCGCAAAAAUUUCAGCGAUAUUCCGCCAGACGCGGUGAUUUUAACCGAAGAGGAGGCCUUCAAGUACCAAAGCAAGCUGCUCAACUCGUGGAAAGACACCUCCGACAUUCUUGGCUAUAAAUACGGCCCUUAUCUCCUAAGUGCGGCCGGUUUUUUCAGCGGCUUUUUCCUCAAUAGCUACUACCGGCAAAAGUUCAAACUCUUGAGUUAUGGGCGCGCCUCCACGUACCUCCCAAUGUGUUUCUUACCGGCGGCUUUUUCCUUCCUGACACACGUCGAGUUCGUGCAAAGCGACGUUAUUUUGCAGAAACGCGACGCCUGUCCCGUGUGUCUCGAGAUGCGGGGGGCUGCCAUCCAGGGGCUGGUGGGGUGCGUCUUCCCCACGAUUUUAGCCCCCAUGGCCAACCUCUCGUUGGCACACCGUUAUGCCACUUUCAAUGUCCCCGAUUUGGCACGAGAGCCCACCAAAGUGUACAAUUUAAUUCGGUUAAAGUCACAACCGAUUUCCGGCAUUUUACUGGCGAUUUUUCUGGGACAGGCGUUUUUUGGCUCACUUGUGACGUACUUGGAAGCCAAAUCUGUUAUAAAUGUAAACCUGAAACUUGCCGAACUGGAGCGACAAGUCGAAAAUUCGUGAAUAAAUAAUUAACUAGUUAUAAAA
Messenger RNA from Tribolium castaneum (red flour beetle), 689 nucleotides. RefSeq lists its product as uncharacterized. The transcript is spliced from 3 exons. The record is from RefSeq and is a predicted model, not a curated record. Lineage: Eukaryota; Metazoa; Arthropoda; Insecta; Coleoptera; Tenebrionidae. Gene Ontology annotation, biological process: mitochondrial respiratory chain complex I assembly. Bases 18 to 665 code for a protein of 215 amino acids. Gene Ontology annotation, cellular component: mitochondrion.